Carassius carassius (crucian carp) is the source of this 1075-nucleotide messenger RNA. Its product is annotated as ubiquitin-conjugating enzyme E2 S. Bases 340 to 1017 code for a protein of 225 amino acids. The record is from RefSeq and is a predicted model, not a curated record. NCBI's taxonomy places the organism in Eukaryota, Metazoa, Chordata, Actinopteri, Cypriniformes, Cyprinidae. The transcript has 5 exons.
GGCAAUUAGCUAUCGAACAAACCAACUUUAUCAGACGAAACAGACAACACGUUGGACUUUAAAACUUUUAUACGGCACGUUUCAUCUGAGAACAACCUCGGAUAGUAGUUUCCCAAAGGAAAGCUCUGGAGAGUAGUUAGAUAUUUUCAUUUCUCGGCAAGCCCGUCGUUAGCUUAGCCUGGUUUGGUAGCCACAGCAAACCCACCGACAUUACAAUCCGUUUCCAGUGGUUUCCGUCGGUGUCGUUGUGGAUCACCGGGUCGGUUGGGUAACGUUAGCAGUUAGCCAAGUUUUCUGAUUUAAGACAAGUGGCUAUUAUAAAACCCCACACAGCUGGAAAUGAAUUCAAACGUGGAGAACUUGCCGCCUCAAGUGUUGAGACUUGUGUAUAAAGAGGUUUCCGCCUUGGCAGCAGACCCUCCAGAGGGGAUCAAGAUCUACCCCAGUGAAGAGGACAUCACAGAGCUGCACACUGCUAUUGAGGGCCCAGAAGGAACUCCGUAUGCGGGAGGGGUAUUCCGGAUGCGUUUGGUCCUUGGGAAGGAUUUUCCUGCUGCACCUCCCAGAGGUUACUUCCUCACAAAGAUUUUCCAUCCUAAUGUUGGGCACAAGGGUGAGAUCUGUGUCAAUGUGCUGAAAAGAGACUGGAAGGCAGAGCUGGGCCUGAGACAUGUAUUGCUUACUAUCAAGUGCCUUCUGAUCCAUCCUAACCCAGAGUCAGCCUUGAACGAAGAGGCUGGGAAGUUACUUUUGGAGGACUAUAAGGAGUAUGCAUCCCGUGCUCACCUUCUAACAGAGAUCCAUGCUAUGGGAGGCAAAUCAGGGGCCCCUCAAGAGCCUGCUGAUGGACCCCAACCCAAAAAGCAUGCAGGAGACCCAAACAAACGUGUAGUCGGUGCUGCUUUGGUAACAAAUGGGGUUGCCACCAACAAUUUAAGUAACAGCAGCUCCAGUGGCAAUACUAAUAUAGUUGCAAAGAAGAAAACUGAUAAAAAACGAGCUCUGAGGCGGCUAUAAAAAAGAAUGAGUCUGUGCUUUUUGUGUACAUAAUAUAAAUAUUGAAGUGUGCAGACCA